Messenger RNA from Podospora pseudopauciseta, 966 nucleotides. RefSeq lists its product as uncharacterized. The transcript is spliced from 3 exons. Lineage: Eukaryota; Fungi; Ascomycota; Sordariomycetes; Sordariales; Podosporaceae. Gene Ontology annotation, molecular function: phosphatidate phosphatase activity. The record is from RefSeq and is a predicted model, not a curated record. Gene Ontology annotation, biological process: phospholipid metabolic process. Bases 1 to 966 code for a protein of 321 amino acids.
AUGGCGCCCCCGAGGCCCAAUUCGCCGGCAACUGGCAACGGUUUCCUGGCUUCCGUGAUGCGAUUCUGGAAUGCAAGUCACUUACAGAGAACGUAUGCCUCUGAUUACAUCGGCCUCGCCAUUCUCCUCUCCAGCUACAUCCUCAUUCAAUUCUUCGUCGAACCUUUCCACCGCAUGUUCUCGCUCAACGACUUGCGCAUCUCGUUCCCCUACGCCGAGGUCGAAAGAGUUCCCCUAACCCACGACUUCAUAUACGCCCUCUUCCUCCCCCUCAUCCUCAUUUGCCUCUCCAACCUCCUCUCCUCGGCCUCCUCCCACAAACACCACGUCACCGUCCUCGGCCUCACCAUCUCCCUCAUCCUCACCUCCCUCCUAACCGACAUCAUCAAAAACGCUGUCGGCCGCCCCCGUCCCGACCUCCUCGCCCGAUGCGCCCCCCUCCCCGACACCCCCCUCGACAAGCUGGUAGACAUAUCCGUCUGCACCGAAACAGGCCACCACAAGCUCCACGACGGCUGGCGGUCCUUCCCCUCGGGCCACUCUUCCUUCUCCUUCGCCGGGCUGGGCUACCUCUCCCUCUUUCUGGCCGGCCAAACCCGAAUCUUUGCCCACGGUCCAGGGUCGAUAGCGGAGCACACGGAAAAGGUGGUGAGGGGCGACCUCCUCAAGGCGCUGUUUUGUCUGGCGCCGCUGGUGGGCGCAACCAUGAUUGCUAUCUCGAGGUGUCAGGACUACAGGCAUGAUGUCUAUGAUGUGACGAUUGGCGGGUUGCUGGGCUGGACGGUGGCAUACUGGAGUUACAGACGGUACUGGCCUAGGUUGAGCAGCGCCAAGUGCGAUGAGCCCUAUGCCGGCCCGCCGGGGGCGGCAGAGGAUGGACCGGGGUAUGGGAGGUUGAGAGAUGAGGAGGAGGGUGCUGGUGGCAGGAAUGUAGGCUACGAGUUGAGACAGCUGAACAGCAGGUGA